Molecule: messenger RNA, 834 nt
Organism: Choloepus didactylus (southern two-toed sloth)
Lineage: Eukaryota; Metazoa; Chordata; Mammalia; Pilosa; Megalonychidae
Product: ras-related protein Rab-6A-like
Exons: 2
Coding region: 1-639 (212 amino acids)
Molecular function (GO): GTPase activity; GTP binding
Source: RefSeq, a predicted model, not a curated record
AUGUCCGCAGGUGGAGACUUCGGGAAGCCGCUGAGGAAAUUCAAGCUCGUCUUCCUAGGGGAGCAAAGCGUUGGAAAAACAUCCUUGAUCACCAGAUUCAUGUAUGACAUCAUGUAUGACAGUUUUGACAACACCUAUCAGGCAACAAUUGGCAUUGACUUUUUAUCAAAAACAAUGUAUUUGGAGGAUCGAACAAUCAGGCUGCAGCUGUGGGAUACUGCGGGUCAGGAACGUUUCCGUAGCCUCAUUCCCAGUUACAUCUGCGAUUCUGCUGCAGCCGUAGUAGUUUACGAUAUCACAAAUGUUAACUCAUUCCAGCAAACUACAAAAUGGAUUGAUGAUGUCAGAACAGAAAGAGGAAGUGAUGUUAUCAUCAUGCUAGUAGGGAAUAAAACAGAUCUUGCUGAUAAGAGGCAAGUGUCAAUUGAGGAGGGAGAGAGGAAAGCCAAAGAGCUGAAUGUUAUGUUUAUUGAAACUAGUGCAAAAGCAGGAUACAAUGUAAAGCAGCUCUUCCGACGUGUUGCAGCAGCUUUGCCUGGAAUGGAAAGCACACAAGACAGAAGCAGAGAAGACAUGAUUGACAUAAAACUGGAAAAGCCUCAGGAGCAGCCCGUCAGUGAAGGAGGCUGUUCUUGCUAAUCCCUCAUGGCAUCUUCAACCCUUCUCCAGAAGCUCACUACUUUGGCCCUCUUACUCUUUCAUUGACUGCAGUGUGAAUAUUGGCUUGAACCUUUUCCCUUCAGUAAUAACGUAUUGCAGUUCAUCAUUGCUGCUUGUCUCAUGGAGAUGAUUUGUUAGCUUCACAAGCACAAAAAAAGUCAGUGUCUUCAUUUU